AACCGUUCUUGACACGAGGAGGGGAUGAGAAAUCACACGACAGUAACAACAUUCAUCCUGCUGGGGAUGACAAAUGACCCAAAUUUACAAAUCAUUCUUUUGAUAUUUUUAUUCCUCACCUACUUUUUGAGUGUGGCUGGGAACCUGACAAUUAUCACCCUCACACUUCUGGAUUCCCUUCUUAAAACUCCCAUGUAUUUUUUCCUCCGAAAUUUCUCUUUCUUGGAAGUCUCAUUCACCACUGUCUGUAUUCCCAGAUACCUCUACAGCCUGACAACUGGAGAUAACACUAUUACCUAUAAUGGUUGUGCCACCCAAAUAUUUUUUGGGGUCCUCUUUGGAGCAACUGAAUUUUUCCUCCUGGCUGCCAUGUCCUAUGAUCGCUAUGUGGCCAUCUGUAAGCCCCUGCAUUAUCCGACCAUCAUGAACAACAAGGUGUGUUCUCGACUUAUUAUUUCCUGCUGGGUUUCUGGCCUACUAAUUGUCCUCCCACCUCUUAGCAUGGGUCUCCAGCUGGAAUUCUGUGAUUCAAACCUCAUUGAUAGUUUUGGCUGUGAUACCUAUCCUCUUUUAUUGAUAUGCUGCUCUGACAUAAUUCUCAUAGAAAAAGUUAUUUUAACGUUUGCCGUGAUAACAUUGAUUAUUACCUUACUAGGUGUGGUUCUUUCCUACACAUACAUCAUAAACACCAUUCUGAAAUUCCCUUCUGCUCAACAAAGAAAAAAAGCCUUUUCUACCUGUUCUUCCCACAUGAUUGUAGUUUCCAUCACCUAUGGCAGCUGCAUCUUUGUCUACAUUAAACCCUCAGCAGAGGCAGGAGUGGCCCUUAAUAAGGUGGUAGGUCUACUCACUACUUCAGUGGCCCCUAUGCUUAACCCAUUUAUUUACACCCUUCGAAACAAGCAAGUCAAAGAAGCCUUCAAUAGAACAGUAAAAAGGAUUGCAUUUCAAACAAAGAAGUAA
Echinops telfairi (small Madagascar hedgehog) is the source of this 963-nucleotide messenger RNA. Its product is annotated as olfactory receptor 6C2-like. NCBI's taxonomy places the organism in Eukaryota, Metazoa, Chordata, Mammalia, Afrosoricida, Tenrecidae. Gene Ontology annotation, molecular function: olfactory receptor activity; G protein-coupled receptor activity. Bases 25 to 963 code for a protein of 312 amino acids. The transcript has a single exon. Gene Ontology annotation, biological process: G protein-coupled receptor signaling pathway. Gene Ontology annotation, cellular component: membrane. The record is from RefSeq and is a predicted model, not a curated record.